AUGCGUUUGUUACUCGUAAUUCUUCUAUUCUUAAUUGUGGGUUCUCAUGCUUUGUCGCAAACUGAUUGCGAAAAUGGAUGCUCAGCCUUAAAUGCUCCAGAUGUUGAUGAGUGUGCCCAAGAAUGCCUAAUUGCUGGCUCCGCCAAAAAACUCAAUCGUCGUGGAGGUUCAAAUUGUUGCGAAAAGUAUCGCGGAUGGGGCUUUGUUAAUGAAAACGAUAUAGUUAGAGCAUGUUACGAUCGUUUUGCCCGGGGAGAAAACGAACCUUGUAAGGGCACUACUUGUAUUAAACCUUGCGGUCUUGAUAAGGGAUGUUAUGGAAAAUGUGCGGCCGCCGCUUUUUCUUGUGGCUGGU
Messenger RNA from Racocetra persica, 355 nucleotides. NCBI's taxonomy places the organism in Eukaryota, Fungi, Glomeromycota, Glomeromycetes, Diversisporales, Gigasporaceae. The record is from the annotation of a GenBank genome assembly.